AUGCAUCGCGGAAGUGUCGUCUCUAGUUCCUCGGACACAUCCGGUGCCCUGGACUUCGAGACGGCUAUUAAGAAUUUAUCACAGAAACAAUAUCUAGCUCACGCCAUCGACGAGGCGGAGCAUGUUUCCAGAGGUCUCCAGUCGUUUAAUUCAGACCAAUCAAUCGCUCUAUGGGAGGCCGGCUCCUACCUCAUACACCAUGUGGAUUCACCAGACGCUCGACGGAGUGGCUCGCUAUUACUCGAGACUGUUGCGGCACGUCAAGACCUGACCCCAGCAGCACGACGUACCAUCUUCGAAUCGAUUUCAUCCUCCUCUGAGCCGGACGUCAUACCAGCUCGUGUGCAAUCAUUAAUAUCUCUUUCGGACCAUGGCAGGAAACUGGACUUUACCUCCGUUUCCGUCCUUUCCAUCCUCUCGUCUUGCGCUGUUCCACUUUACGAGCUCAUUUCAUCGGCUAGGUUGAAAGCCCGCAAGGCCAAAGUGGGCAAGGUCAAUGGACUCGGAUAUGAAGAAUCGGCGCUGGACAACAUGUUGCAAUUCGCUGUAGAUCUGAUCACGCUGCAGCGGAAGCGUCCAAGCAAUGAAGAGAUUGAGUCGUUGCUUGAGCAGAUCUUCAUCAUUUGCAAAAAGACGAGUGUUGCCGCCGACAUCAAAAAUUCGCUGGCAGUGUUUGAUGCUAUUAUACUCUAUGCAGACGUCCCAGACGGAAGCUUCAUUCCAAUGCUGGAAGUUUUGUGCAGCAUUCACGCUUCAGUGAAAUCCUUGUCUGGUCCUACUUCAAGAGCCGUCAGGAAUUUAGCGCGGUCAAGACGACAGACUGAGAUGAUGAACACGCUGGACUCGUUUCUUCUAGAAUCCUCAGAAGCGCAUAGCCGCAACAUCAAUGUUUUGCGCGGAGCUGUGUACGUCUUGACGGAUCUGAUUAGUGCCUAUGGUCAAGAUGGCAUGCCUGAACUUCGCUUCGAGCAUUUAAUGCAUUGCCUCGAGGUUGUCAUACAAAAAGAUGACAAUCGAUUGGACGCGGACGUACUGGAGCUUUGUCUUAACAUCUUGGAUGGGGAAUUCGUCCACGUGGCGUUACGGGGUAGCUGGUCGAGCUUCGUUAGGGUUUUGUGUCUGUGUUCUUCCAAAGCCGUUGGCGAACGUGAAGAGCGCGCCCCUUCAAUCUCCAGCGCCCAGUCCCCCAUUUCCAAAGGCAGCAUACCCGAAGAGACAAAGUCUAAUAUCCUAUCUAGCGUUGUACAAAUCGCAGCCUCUAUCGAAUCUCUCUGGGAGCGCUUGAACGGGGAACAAAAACUUGACGCCACACGUUUUUUGAUGAAUGCUUGUGAGCACAUGGAGCCUUCUCAGGCCGAGCUCAUCCUCAACAUCACAAGAACCGAGAAACUAUGUUUCCCUUCUAAUUCUGACUGGGUCAAUCAUUGUCACAAGCUCAUCUGGUGCUUCAUUCGAACGCGAGAUAAGCCAUCUGACGUCCGCAUCCUGGCCUUGGGUCUUCUUAAAGAGGCUUUCUCCACCUACGAGACCCUGAUUCCUUUUGAGGAACAUGGAUUGCUCCAACUCAUACUUGACUGUUUUACUGACGAGGAAGACAUACUGUUCCUAGAAUCUUUGGUAUCUUUUGUCGUCGAUGCAUCGACCAUGAUCCCUAACGAUUCAACAUUCAAAUUCUUGGUCGACACGUUGGGCUCACUGAUGAAAAAGGAUUCCAGCAAUACUGAGUCCUUGAGCAUUGCAGCCUCUACUGCAUCAUCUCCUCAACGUCGCCCAUCCGCCGACGUCGUACCAAUUAUGCAGACUAGUGCCAACCAACAGGCGCUGGAUUUAUCUCUCUCCAGCGUGUGCACCGCGGGGCUCGUCAAAAUGUUCCUCAGGUCUCUAACCAUGUCGGCUACCAAGGUAGCUGCAAUCUUCGAGACACUUUUGAAUAUUGCGCAAUCACUCGAAAGACCUGCGGACUCUCGUUUGACUGUGUUGAAGUUGCUGUUCAGACUCCGAUGCGACUCGUCGGGCUCGAUUAUUGUCGUAUCCAUGUCCGAGAACGAUUUUCUGGCAGAUACUUCUGGGCGAGCCGUUGAUAGUAGUUCUCGGUCGCAGACAUCUUCUGAGAUGGUGUUUGGAGAUCAUGGCACAAUAGAUGAGAAUCUGCGGCCGGCCCCUCAGGGAAGACAGUCAGUGGGUAGAGAAUCUCUUGCGAACGUAUUAUCCAGGUCCGCUAGUCGAAGCAUGGCAGCUCAUGGCCGACCGUCGAUAUUAACACCACCCGUUUGGACAUUCGCAUCUUCCCAAGUUCUUCCUGAAAAUCCACCGGAUGGAUCGAGUCCUUUUGUGUAUGCUUACACCACCCCGGAUAUCUCAUCUGAUUCGGAAGGUGAUGCAACUUCGAAAGUUGCGUUAAAGGCCAACAUGUGGUUGGAAACCAUUAUAACGCUGCUACUCCGAGAGACAAACUGGGAGAUCUAUAGCUAUGUCCUCAUUCAUCUCGCGCCUCAGCUGAGCAACCGGGACUUUUUCCGCAGUGCUGUCCCGCAGAUAAAAUUGCUGCGCAGCGUUCUGUGUGAUCAAGUUAAAAACGAGUCGUUCCGUGAGCCUCCCGCAUCCACGGGCGUCAAGAAAACCGACGUGGCUGGUUACGUGUUCGAUUGUCUCUCUGUACUAGUCAGCUACCAUGAGUUCUUCGCGAAAAGCGAGCAGGAUGAACUUGUGCGGGCAUUCAUGAUGGGAAUUAUAGGAUCUUGGGGAGACACCUCUCGCAGAUGCGUACAUGCCCUUUCCGUCUGCUGUCACGAGAUUCCGCUCUCCGUGACAAAAUCGCUGAACGGAAUAUUCGACAAAAUGGCGAAGGUGAUCACCAUGUCCAAUUUGGCUGUCCAUAUUCUCGAGUUCUUGUCUCUACUUGCACGGCUGCCAGAUGUUUACGUCAAUCUCCGAGAGGAAGAGAUCCGUACCGUUUUUGGCAUCUGUAUCCGGUUUCUUCAAACCUCCCGUGAGCAUCGCCUGAGGGCGGGCGAAUCUUCUCAUCUGCGCAAUCAAGCCUCGGCAAGACUUGGUAGUGGCGUGAGGGAGAUUGCGGUGACACCAGCCGAGCUCCCUGACCCAUCACAGCAAGAUGGGAUGUCGACAUAUAUAUACACGCUCACCCACCAUGUCAUGGUCUUCUGGUUCUUGUCGUUGAAGCUUCAGGAUCGGGCGAAACAUGUCAACUGGAUCACUAGUCGACUUAUAUUCAAGGAUGAGCAAGGGCACGAGAGAGUCGAAGAACAGAGCCAGGUGUUCAUUGACCUGAUGCAAAGAUCUGCAUUCUCCGACCUCGGAGAGACCAUCCCAUAUGAAACGUUCCCGCCUUCACCUAGCGAUGGACCUGUGAUUAAAAGGUCGUGGGUGGUGGGGAUGAGCAUAGUUACUGUGGAGACAGCUGGCGUAUCUGGGUUGACUCAGAUCGCGAAGCGGCAAGCUUCUGGCACCACCUAUGCAAUGUAUCAACAGCGGACGGCUCCAGUGUUGCCUCAUCAGGUUCCUUCCGCGCCGGAUGCUCAUCUGCAUCCUGACGCCAUGCGUACUGCCGUGCUUCCAAGCCAUGUGCUACUGCAGCUGACCACCACGGCCUUCCCUACGCCUACGGCCAUGCAGCCUAUUCCGCUCCCCGACGACGACAUGACUCGCAGAGCCCUCAGCACUUUUGAUCGAAACGACAUUGUCGACGGCCACAAAAUAGGCGUCGUCUACAUUGACAACGGCCAAACAACGGAAUCAGAGAUCCUCUCUAAUACCCAUGGCAGCUCGGAUUACGAGUCCUUCCUGUCUGGACUGGGGACCAAGGUUCCCCUCCGAGGUGCACAGUUCAAUACUCAAGGGUUGCAUCCGGAUGUUGAUGGUGAGUUUGCCUACGCAUGGCGUGACAGAGUCACUGAGAUCGUUUAUCACGUGGCGACUAUGAUGCCUACCGAUUUUGAUCGAGAUCCUGCCUGCAUCAACAAAAAGCGCCACAUUGGCAAUGACUUUGUCAAUAUCAUCUUCAAUCGGUCUAAUAUGCCUUUCAACUUCAACACAAUCGCCUCCCAGUUCAACUUCAUCAAUAUCAUCAUCAGCCCCGUGUGCCGUAUUGCAGGUGACGCUGGUGCCGCGACCCCAGUAUCGCACGAUCUCGAGAAGAACUUCUACACCGUAAAAGUCAUGAGCAAGCCCGGACUCCCCGAGAUCUCGCCCGCUUCAGCACCCAAGGUCAUUUCAGGGAAAAGCCUCGCAGCCUUUGUCCGCAUUCUUGCGCUGAAUGCAUCCGUGUUCUCCCUAGUUUGGAACAGCCAAGGAGGCGAGCACAUUUCCUCGUGGCGCAACCGCUUACGGGAGAUCAAGAGACUUCGAGAACGUGCAUUGGGCUCCCAAUCUCAAGCGUCAGAGACCGCAGAAGGAGCAUACCCCGGGCAGCGACGCAACACCAAGGCCAACAUCUUCUCCGAAGAGGUGCCCACGCGCGUUGCUCCUGUCCGGAAUGACUUUGCCACCGAUUGGAAUGCCGCGGCGGAUGCCAGCAUCUUGCAGAAUUUGGAUUUCUCUCGAUGGGGUCGAUGA
Molecule: messenger RNA, 4572 nt
Organism: Aspergillus clavatus NRRL 1
Lineage: Eukaryota; Fungi; Ascomycota; Eurotiomycetes; Eurotiales; Aspergillaceae
Product: putative GTPase activating protein (Tsc2)
Exons: 1
Coding region: 1-4572 (1523 amino acids)
Biological process (GO): positive regulation of GTPase activity; regulation of small GTPase mediated signal transduction; negative regulation of TOR signaling
Cellular component (GO): nucleus; TSC1-TSC2 complex; cytoplasm
Molecular function (GO): GTPase activator activity
Source: RefSeq, a predicted model, not a curated record